GCGGGAAUGACACGGUCAUGGGAAACUUUGACGUGCCGCACCCAAUGACGCUUUCGCCCGUCAUAUCCUGCACAAAAACGCCCCCGUUCGGUGGUCACCAAGCGUAUUAGUAUUUUGCAUGCGCAGGUACUGGUGCAUGGUCUGCUACUCCAAGACUUGAUCAGAAAUAUUUGCUCCUGUUCAUCUGGGAGGUGAUAGAUAAAAUCGCAAUAAUUUCAAGUCUCUGUCUCUAACGUCAGUCAGCUAGUUCUUGGUCAAUGACUCGUGCUGGGGACGUUUCCAAGCAGGAUGUCUCAACUUUGGGCACUACUCCCUGUACACGAUUCGGUUUCAGGACGCCCUAAUUGACCACCAGGUGGGUGCAAACAACGCACACACGAACACCGUGAAGAAGGAGUUGCGGGUAUCCUGAGUAAAAACGUACCCAUACCAGAGUCAGGAUGGGGAUUUUGCAACACAAACCUAGGAGUUUUGUGAGUCACGCAUUACAAGUUGCGCUAUGCAGUGUAGUGCAGGUUAGCAAGUGCAGCCGCAUCACAGAUUCAUCUGCUCAUCCUGUUCACAGCAUCACAACUUCCAAAACACGACUGGAAAUGGCUAUCAUGGGGAUGCGCAUUACAAGUCUUCCUGUCUUUGCAAAUCUGCAUUACAACUCUGGCGUGGGUACGUUUUUACUCAGGAUAGCGGGAGCGCGGAUUCCACGUUCGGUUCGAGAUUUUCCUUGCGUAUGAAAUGUAAAAAUGUCUGGGUCUGGAAGAGUCAUGCUGUUUCUGCAUGACACAGAAGGUCCGUCAUGGAAGCUCUAGCAUCACACGUUUCGAGAAGCUUCCGCAAUGCCGAACCCGCAUGACAAAUCCCCCAUUUUGGUGACAGAAAGUGAGCAGCUUUUGCUACCUAUGCAUGAGAGAUUUUUGUGUGUUCUGAAAUGCGCAUCACAAGUUGCAUUCUUCCAGACCCAGACAUUUUUACACUUCAUAUCGCAGACGGGACGACGAAAAUCACCGAGACUUUGCCGGCCGAACCGUUUCAGCGGCGAAGCUUAAAGGGUGCACACAACCGCUACUUCUUUCGAUGGAACUACCUGUUCCAAUCGUUCGGGGUCCAGCAUGCACCGAACAACGCUGGCACGACGCAGCUGGCGAACGCAGACGGGGGUGGUAGCAGCUCGACAGCAGGAGCGCAGGGAACGGCCAGCGCUAGUGGUACCAACGCAGGCGGAAAUAAUCCCACCCGCGGAGGGGGCCAGCAAGAAGACGACCGGAACCACAUCAAGGGCACCUUUUUGACCCAGUCCCUGUCGCGGAACGACGCCGAAAACAGGAAAAACAACUACGCAAUGAAUUUGAUCCAGUUGUUGUACGAGUUUGAGCACGGACAGAUAAACACCUCCGGAUUCCUAAGUGCGUUCCACGCGCUCGAAGCCCAUUUCAGGCCAGUGGGCAGCGGCAGCGACGCCCACCAGGGUGCUGGUGGAUCCCUGCGCAGGCUGCGCGGCGACCGCAACCCCGGCCCACCGCCACUACGUCGGGGCAUGCCAAACGGUAUGGGAAUGUUCGAGGACCGGGGAGACAGCGGUCACAACAGCGGGCCUGCUGUGGAGCCGCUGCCGUCGACGUUCAAUUAUUUCCAGGAAUUCAUUUUCAAGUAUAAUCCAGACACCGGCGCAGCGCAAGCAGGUGGGCAUAAUAAUUUCGACAUGCUUGUGGAUACUCCGGGGGACCAUCCGAAUUUCGGGAGCGCGCUUGGUCGGUUUGGUGGCGGACACCAGGAGAGCAGCAGCUCCGGCACCAUGAAGCUACCCUUUAGUGACAAAGAUCCGCCGGGGGUGCAGGAUGAGUCCUUGUCCUGGUUUCUACGGGAACGACAGUUCCCCAACUUGCGCGUGGACCAGCGCGAGGCCCCGCAGCGGGCCAUGCUGCUUGCAAGCAUGAUGGGUUACUUCAUGACGCAGAGAAGCAACCGCGCACGCGACGAGCGGCAGCAGCACCACCUUCUCGACCAGGACCCCGCGUCUAUCGGCGGUGGCACGUCGAUGAGAGGUGGUCCACUUGGUAGCAUGUCGGGCGUCAAGGGUCUUUUCACCGGUGGUGGGCAGACCGUCGGUGGCUCCCAGUCUUCCGGAAAAAGCAAACCUAUUGAGUACGAGCCGCGGUUCCCGGAAAAGUGGAUCCGGUGGCUGCUGCAGACACUGCCCCAAACCGCAAGCCAAUUGAUAAUGCGACAGGAGUUCACGAAAGAGGAGCUCCACGACCACAUGCGCGCCUACUACGGCGCAAAGUGGCAGCAGCAAGCUGUCAAGGGACUCUCGGACAUAACCAAAGCUAACUACCGCGACAUGGCGGACUUUGACUUCCUUCGCAUUUUGCCGUUGCUGCGUUCCUUCGGCAUUUCGCCGUCGCCAAUCGCGUUGAGCGCGUUUCCCACCGCGCAGAUGCGGACCAAGGCCGAGGCCAGCUUCAUCAAGCGGUGCACGGCUGCAGUGAAGCAGAUCGAGGUCGACUACGGGGCGAACGGGGACAUCGCAAGGUUCGAACAGCUGUACUUGCAACAGGAGGGCCAAGAGCGGCGUCGCGAGGUCGAGUGUAACGACUUGCUGCCCCGGUACUUUCAGAGCGUCGGCCAUUUUGGUUGCUUUAUUGAGUACUGCCCGUCGCUGCAAAUUCUCGUUUCCUACAUCGUUACGCGACUGCCUCCGCGACUGCUCUGCCUCGUGGACGAAACUACCACCGACCGGGUGGUUCGGCUCUUCUUCGAGACCGAAAACCAAGCAGGGAUAGUGCAGCAACAUCCCGCGGCCGCGGCGGGUACAAACCAGGUAUUGGUCGUGGACCAAGAACUGUGCAGAUUCUUCCAGCAAAAACUUAAUACGAAUUCCACACCACCUCUGCCGGACCGGCAAUGCUUAAUUCUGCCCUCGUAUUUGUCCCUGCCCUACGUCGAUCACACCGGCGGGGGCGGCGCAUCCAACGGGCAGAACAGCCGUGCGAUCAGCGAUUACUGUGCGGAGCGAAUCACCUGGAGUCGCAACCAGGCCACUGCCGGUGGCGCCGCGGGGGCCUUGGAUAUACUACCGGGUGCCGGGGGCCGGGCUGGUGCGGGACUAGCAGUCGCCGGGCGCGGAGGCGGAGGUGCCACGGCGCUGUUGGGUGGGAGCGGCCCGAAUGUAUCUCAGUUCGAUCCGCAUAAUUACGUUGCGAACCUCAAUUCCCGUCAUGCCGGCGGCGGGAUGGUGAGAGGAUACGGCACGAUGCACACCUCGGGACAGAUGACGCCACUGAUGGCCGUCGUGCUGCACUUUCUCGAGUCCUUCGACAUUCGCGAGGCGGACAUGCAGUUUCUGCGCGCCAUCUGCAAGUUGUUCGACUACAGCAGUGCGUGCGUGCACGCGAUCCUGCGGAAUAGCACAAGUGUCUACUCCUUGAACUACAACUCGAUUCUGCAGCUCCUCAGCCUUCCGACCAACGUCGAAGACAGCAGACGGUGCGGCAGCGCGCUUCUGCAGUGGAUUCGCGAAAAGUACCACAUGCAGCACAGCAGCAGGGCCGACCACGCAUCUCGGUUGCUAGUGGUACCUGGCACGGCGGCGGUACAGCAGCAGGUGGAUGACGACAUGGGCGUGCUGGUAGAUGCGCAGAUGAACAGUAACACUCUCGCCCUUGAAGCGCGGAUGAGCGGUUUCGAACAAACCAUGCAGCAGACAUUCAUCGCGUUUUCGCACUUCGUCAGCUGCCAGAAGAUCCGUAAGUGGCACAACAAGCUGCUCGAGGAGGUCAGCCAUUUUUGGUUCUUCAACCAAGUCGACAGCUACAAGCUGGUCAUGGGAGUCUUGAACAUCGAGGACAAGUUUUCCUGGGAAGUGGCGCGCUUGGAAAACCCGCACGAGCAAUUGGUGGUCGCGGACGUGACGCAGAAGAUUUUGAUGUCGACGCGCCGCGUCAUCACCGACGCGUACGAUGAAGAUCCUACACUGCUCCGCAUCAUUUUGCAGAAACCGACGAACUUUCGGUUCGAACUGCUAAACCUCAUUUUAGAUCAUCGGAUUGGGCACAACACGAACCACUUGAUGCAGAAUAUGGUUGGCGGCACCAGUGCACGGGGAGGAGGUGUUGAAGCUGGCACAAGCUAUAAUCUCGGCUUCCAACAGCAGCAAGGUCAUCUCCUUCAAAUGGACAUGGAGGAUGACCAGAUGACCGGCGUAGAAAGCGGCAGCGCAGUCGUGCUGCAGCAACAGCAGUUACAGUCGAUGCAGCAGAGCAGUUCGACCAGGCAAGAUCUCUUGUCGCCCGUGCUGAAGGAGGCCACGUUGAUUCAAACCAUCGUGACCACGUAUAACCCUCCUGGGGGACCAAGACCCUCCCGCAACCAGACCGCUGAGCAACACGAGAAGCAAGUGAAACGAUACAGAGCGUCGAACCUCGGUACCAAGGUCCAGAUGAUCCAGGAGCGUCUGCAGAGGUUUCUGAACCGGAUCUUCUCCGCGAACAUCCAACUCCUAGAGCUGCACGACAUGCUGAAACACAAGGUCAAAGGCUUUUACACACUCAUUGCUCUGUUCAAUCUGAAGCUGAGUUGCAACGGGGCGAGCCCGGGUGACGAGGCGAAUAAGCAGAAGGAGUUUUUGCAGCAAUUGGACAGAGAAAUUUUACUAAAGUUGGAAAAGACCGGAACCGGUAGCGCAGCGCUGACGUCGAAGCAGCUUUAUUCGGUUGCGCAAACGCGAGAGCCGCGGCUGGAUCCCUUCACUUUCGAAGUGGUGGAAGCGCGCGAGCGGCAACUGCGCCAAUUUGACGCGGAGCUGGAGCAAUUCUCGAUCUACGUCAAGAUGUACUGCAAGUCUGCAAACAUCGAGUGUUCGGAGUUGAAUCAAAAAGUGGAAACGCUGCACAAAAUCUACAAUUUUAAGUCUUUGGUAUCGGCGGAGCCCGAGUUCCUGUACGAGCCGGUGUUGCGCCACGUGAAGAAGCUCUACGACUUGCGCAACUCGGAGCUCUUUCUGGACAUCUGGCGCCGCAUCGGCCUGCACCUCCAAGAGUUUGGCAACCUACAGCUCUUCCGGUCGAAUAUGUUGAGAGGAACAUCAUCAAACACCUUCGUUGGAGGGUCCUCGAGUCAGCAAGGCGCACUCACUAACAACAGCGCAGCCACGACCAGUGGCGCUACCGCAGGGGGUGCAGAGGGCGCAGGCGGGACCAGUAAGGCACAAACCGAGGCGGAACAGAAGAAACUGACCGCGCAGCUGAGCACCCUAAACAUUUCGUUUACCGCCGUCGAGCAGUGGAUCGAUGGGAUCCCGAAGCCGCCGCCUGAUUCGAAGCAGCUACAGAGGCAGAACUCCAUGCACAAGGAGCUGUCUGUUGCGGAAGAGGUGGGGAUCGAGUUCCAGGCUCUGGACGACCAGGUUCCGGUGUACGGUCUGUGCCGAGAGCUACCCAAAGGACCAGCGAACGGAACAACGACCUCGGACGACGCCGCCACUUCUAAGCGUCCCUACACAAUGAGCUUGUGGGAAGUGACACCCUCAGUCGGCAGCUCCUCGUCGGGAGAGGCAACAUCGUCCACGCUGGUCGCGCAGUGCACCUGUAACGGCGCCAAGAUUAAGAUGCCAAGCAAUUACGGCUCUGAAGAGAUCGAAUACAUAACGGGCAAGUUCCAGCAGCCGGUGCUGCUUAAGAAGCGGUGGCAGUACCGCAUUUCCGUCCAGGUGCAGAGCUCCAAUGGAUCAGCGGCAAGCGGGAACAGCGCACUGCAGAAUGAUUUCUACUGGGGAAGCUACUCGAGGACAACAGGGAAGGAUAAUUCCCUCUCUGUGGCCACAUCGCAGACCGGUGCGACCGCGUCUACGGAAAGGCUGACGCCGCAGAUGCUGGGUCGGUUCAACGGCGUGAUCUGGGGACACAAGAAAGGCGAGUUCCCGAGUCAAAAGGCUGCAAAAUCCCGCUGCGCGCCGUCUAUCGGUGUGCUCGUUGACAAGUACAUCCUGGCCACCCGGGCAGAGCAGGUCGGAUCCCCGUCGGAGGCUGCCAGCAAAAACAACAAGAGCGUCGGGCUGACGAGCACCAUGAGUCCUCCAAACACAGGGGCAAUCAAUGCCGGCGGUGCGGGUGGGAGCUCGAGUUCUGCGAGUGCCCUGCUGGCUGGCGCGGCGAGCGGCGCGAUGGCAGUGGUUUCGGCUGCUGGGGGCGGGGGCCUCGACCAGAGCGGUUCGGAUGCGCGGCAGAAAAAGAUGAAGAAGCUCGUGGAGAUCGAGCAGUCGCUAGCCGUGACGGACAUCAUUCCGACCGCCUUUUACCAGUGGGACGACCUUGCCGAGAACCUGAUUUUCGGGCACCAAGACCUCGAAACCGGCUUCAAGCUAUUUGGCGUGCUCGGUAACCGCACCGGGCGACCGACUCUCAGUACUGCGGCACUGCAGAAAGAGGUCCGCUUGCUACAAGCGAUGACGGACAUCAUUCCGAAGUACAAAGGGCUUGAUCAGCUGAAGCAACAAAAGCACUACAGCCGGCGGAAAAAUGUGAACGAUUUGUAUGUCGAGAGUGGUUCAGGAGCCGGCGGCAGGUGCAAUUGGGCGGAUGUUGCGCUGCAGGACAUAGCAGAGCUUCGCUUCCUUGAGCGGCUUUCGGUGUGGAUUCCGGGUAUUCUCAAGUUUUACCACACGAGCAAGCCCUAUCUGUUUCCGGAGGCGAGCGCCGACGAUCCAUACAUCAAAAAUCUGGAGCAGUGUGCGCAGGUGGUGCAGAACGCAAAAGCAACUUGGGUUCUCGGCUCCGUGCGCGAGGAAGUGGUACCCUUCAAGCGGUACCUGGACGCAAUUUCACACGACCACCAGGAUUUUCUAACAACGUUUGCAAACCGCCGAGAAGUGCUUCUGUGGCUGUUCUGUCACACGGACCUGACCUCGUUCGACAAGAAAAUCCGGCUAGUCCGUCCGUGUACCGACGACGAGGUCCUGCUGCGUGCCUUGUCGCAAUUAUCUGAACUGCGCCGCACCGUUUCGGACCUGUUCUACAAGGGGCACCACGUCGACGCGGCUACUGACGUCAUGGCUGACAUGGCGUCGGUUAGUGAGCAGCAACCGCAGAGCACAGAUGUAGGCGCAGCGGGUGCAGCUGCAAUUAUCGGAACCACGGCGCAAGAUAAAGAUCAAGAGGAUGAUGACGCAGCGAAGGCGAAGGCUGCUGCACUGCUCAAGAUUGCCGAACACGCGAAGAACUGCCGCCACUUCGAGUCGCUCGAGGCAUUUCUCAACUGCUACACAUCCAAGGAGAACGGCCUACAGUUCACCUACAAUGCCCAAAACAAAUCCGCGUUCGCCUCCAUGGCUCAGGUUGCGACCAAGAACCAAACCUUGAUGAACCAAUUCUACCAGCAGCCGCUCGGCCUCCAGCAGCAGAACAUCAAGGCCUCCGGAGGUGGUAGUAAUACCGAGUUUCGCGAGUCGGAGCAGCUGAGUUGUUUGUGCGUGGUGACGGUGUCCUGGGACCGUUUGCACGACCUGCUCGAGCGGAACACGCUGUCGCCCGGCAUUAAGGCCUGUCGCGACGUGAAGCCGAUUCUCUUGAAAGGGCAGUUCGUGUUCCACGGAACCGCGGAUACGAACUACCAGCUCGUGUGCCGCCGCACCCUGGAGAUUGCGGGGGGUAUGAUCGAGAACGUCGACGAGAUGAAGUUUGAGCAGCUGGCGGAAAUGCGGCGGCUGCUUCUGAUGACGGACCCGCAGGAGGACGAGGAGCAGAACAAGCCCUCGGCGACGGCGGGCGCGGACACGGACGCCGAAAUGGAUGAGGAAAUGCCCGACGUACUGCUCGAGAAAGUGCUGGAGCUGGAGCGGAACGCGAAGGGGCUGGUGCUGGAACCCGGGCAAACGUCGACGGUGUCCGGGACCAAUGCCGACGGCUUCACCGCGGAGCAUCAGCGUGUUUACCGGGCGUACGCGGAGAAACGGGUGAAACAGAUGAAACUGAAGGAGGUCGUGGACGAUUUUGUCGACAAGCUCGAGGUGCUGGAAGACAUUCGGCAUUUGGUCGCGGAUUUGUACAGCAACGGUCACUUCGACUACGCGCACGGCGAGGUGCUGCGGAUCUCGCCCCUGGAGUCCACGGCUGCGCUGCGGCGCAAGAAGGAGGAGCUGCAGCAGGUGCUUUCGGAGUGGACGACGAGCAUGCGCGACAUUCGGGGCCAGUACUACUGUCUCAACUUCUUCGUCGUCAAACACCUCCAGAGUCUCCGCGACGACAUCCGGCUGAUUGAAAGCUCGCUGUGGGAGCGCGGGUGCUUGCCGCUGAAGCCCCAGUACUCGGACCAGGAGCUGCGGGCGGAUUUCGUGCACCUGCUUUCCCAGCCGGGGAGUGACGGAACGCCAGCGACGCAGCAGCCUGUACACCUGCAGCGUGCCUCGGCGCAGCUGGCUUUACCGGCGGCUGCUGCCGGCACUGCGACGCCGAAGAACGCGGCGACAGCGGGCGGCGGCGAGGCCAAACCACCUCCCUCUGGCACGAGUGCGGGAGCCGCGGCGAGCACCGGUGAGCGGCCUUCCGCAACGACGGCGGCGGAGGCGGUGCUACUGUACCCGGGAACAUUCCUGCAGACGCUUGACCGUAUGCUGGACGUGCGGCAGUACAUCAGCGGCGAGCGCCUUUUGCCGAGCGGCGUGUCCGUGACAGCGGUGACGCUGAAGGAGACGCCCUGGGACAGCGAGGACCUGGUGAGCCUGUUCAAGUUCGGACGGCAGCUGCUCCAAACCUUCCACAGCUUUGGUCGGUUUCCGCGGACCUCGGCCACGGAGCAGAUCCACUACAUUGGGAAGCUGCUGGAUUCCAUGUUCGGAUCGAUCACCUACCGAGAAAAGAAAAUCACUUGGAUCAGCAACCGCGCCGCGACGCACUUCUCCAAGCAAAAACUGCAACAGGGUGAUCUUCUCAUCCAGGAGAUUAACGCCCAGGAACGGGGCGGUGGGGUCUCCUCGGGGACGAUGAGCAAAGACGAUCUCCUCUGCGCCGAAGUACCGGGCGGCUCAUCUGCGGGCCGGCCCCGGCGCGUUUCCGAGAGCAAGAAACCAGAGCAGCAGAACACCGUGGUUCCGAUUUUUGCGUGCACAACUCCGAAGGAAGAGGACGUGGUGGGCUUGGUCUUGUCCCUCUAUUUCCGCCGCGAGCGGUUGCCGGAGCCGCAGGAAGUUUUGCUAUGCACGGAGACCACGCAAGUCGAGGAAAUCGAGAUCUUGAUUCGCAGGUUCAUUCAGGCGAGGUUGCACAAGAGGGAAAAGUGCGUCUUCUGCAUUGGCAACAUCCAGCUGCUGUCCUACCAGAUCCAGUGCCGCGCGGUAGAGCUGCUGGGCGUGCUGUUGUCGGAGUACGGUGUGGCAAACGCUGCCGCGCUUGUUCUGGUGAGCGGAAGUCCCAACCAAAUGCUCUUGAACGCAGCCACGUCGCAGUGCGGGGUGCAGUACAUCAACGUGAGCAAGCUUUCGCCCAACGAGUUGCAGCUGUGCCUGAAGCAUGCGGUCCCCUCAGUUUCGGCGGCCUUCGGCCGGGACAUCAACGGCUGCGGGAAAACGGACUUCAUCUACCGCGAGGCCUUCCAGAUCCAGCACCACGCAAAGGAUGACAAGUUGUCCGUGUACCGCAAACUGGCUAUCCGCGAAAACACGGACAAGAGGGAAGUGAUCAACGCUGCGAAAUCAAUUCAGACCAGGCAGAAGCUCGAGGAGCGAGACGAUCGCGAUUUUGUCCGGCGCAACUUUCACCGGCACAAAAGGCGUCCGCAGUGGACGCCCCCGAGUGGCAGCGGGGCACGAAUCGCGGGCGCGGCGGCGAGCAGCAGCAAGGAGGCUGCUGGAGCGACUGGUGGUGCGGUGUCCGCAAGUGAGCAAGCCGCUGGAAUCAAGAGCGAGGCCGAGCAAGUGGGAGCGAAGGAAAAUGACGACGAUGCGAGCAUGCAAGAUGUCGCUGCGUCGGCCGCGAUGAAGAAUUUGGAUUACGACCACUUGAUUCAUGUGGAUCUCGCGCACGUCGUUCAAAAGCGCACGAACAUUGUGCUUUUCGAGCUUCUUUGUCUGGGAUGCAUUAUUGACCCCCUGUCCUCGCAAAUCUUCUUUCGCAGUCCGCGCGACCGGUACGUCGUGGAAAUUCCCGCCACCCCCGGGAAUCAGUUGAUGAACCACUUGUCUGUUUUACCGCUUCUGAAGAAAGAGCAUUUGACAGUCGACCUCGCGGCCUUGCAGCUCGACCAGCCACGGUUUCUGCAGCCAAACGAGGAUCGCGAGGGCAAGUCCGAAACCAAGCUGGACCCAAGCACAAGAACGCACUUCCUGCAGCUUGCGCCGAAUUACGACAUUCUGAUCACUUGCAAGUUUCUGCGCGCGUUAGACGGCGAGCGGUUUUUGAAGAAAAAGGAGGAGGACCCGAACGCCCACGACGACAAAGAGCUGCUGCGGGAAAGGAUCUCCACGGAGGAGUGUUGGCGCUUACUCGAGCGCUUUUGCUGCCAGGAGCGUACGCGCACCAAGCCCGACGGAACCACGGAACCGCAGCGCGAGCACCCGUCCUUUUUCACUUUCAAUCUGUUUGCGCGGUUCAUGCGGAAGCAGUUCGAUCGCACACGACAGUUCGCUUUGCUCACCAUGAACUUGUCUCGGGCAAUGGGGCUGAACUCCUUGCGGCACUAUUUUUGCUCCAUGCUGGUCAAGACCAGCGGCGAUUUUUCGUUGCGGCAAGUCCCGAAAUACCUCACGAUGGACGAGAUGCGCGCGGACGCAGAUGACGAAGCGGUGUUGGCGGAACUCUCUCCGAAAAGGGCCUUCAGCUCCUCCGUAGCUAUGGACUCCACGCAAGCCGCGCCACCAGCUUUGGAGCUCGCAGCUGCGCCCUCGUCCGGAACAGGCCCUGCAAGCAUGGACGUCGACAGCGAUGCCGCGAAGCAGGACGGCGCGAAGCAUUCUGACCACGAGCCCGCCAACCCCGCGAACCCAGCGGACCUGCAAAGCGUAAACGCAAGCAGCGCGCUAGUUGCGAAGCGGAGCGUUUCGCGCAGUAGCGCCGUGCCCCGCGCGUCUCAGCAGCAACAGGGCGGUGGCGGUCGCCAUUCCAUGGUGGAUAUGCGCAGUCGGCAGGAAAUGACGGAACACGAAGCCCUGACGUCCGAGCUUGGCCGCGAUCGUCUUGGCGUCGGGAAGGUCUCAGCAACAAACAUGGUGGAGCGCUUCGAGGGUAUGAUGAAUUGGGAGGGCAAGGACCAUCCGGUGUCUGUGUUCAAAUUGAACAAGGGCAAGGUAUCCGGGAUCGACAUCGUGUCGCUCAACGAGAAAACCGUGGAGCAAAACCUGAAAAUGGACCGCACCUUCACCCGUUCGCUUGACAACAACGGCCUCCGGGUCUUCAAGGACUGGAGUCAGGCGAGUGCCGAUGAGUGCGGAAAGCUGAUCCGUGCGGCAAAAGGUAUCCCCGACUUCGCCGGUUCCGGCACGUCGCCAGCUGGCACGAAUGCAGGAGGGAACGGAACGGCACAGAAUAAGGCGGCACUGAGUGACUUGCAGAAGAUCGUAAAGAACUACGCGCAGCAAAAGGGCGGCCUGUCGCAUCGCACGCUGGGGCACACGCAGUACGUUUUGACUAUUGACAACCUGCUGAAGAUUUUGUCCAUUUUGCUGCGCAUGGAGUACGGGCUUCCGGCCAUUAUCAUGGGGGAGACUGGUUGCGGCAAGACAGCCCUGGUCGAGUUCAUUUGCGACAUGCUGCGGUUCCCCUUGCGAAAACUCGACUUGCACGGAGGUAUCACGGACGAGGAAAUCACGAAGUUUUUUCAAAGCUGCAUUCAAUCGGCGAAGGCGCUGCCGCAGGACCAGUAUUUGGUUGCUUUCCUGGAUGAAAUAAAUGCGGCGAAUUGCAUGGCCCACUGCAAGACCCUGAUUGUCGAUCGCUUUGUCGAGAAUGAGCGGUUGCCGCCGAACAUCCGCAUUGUGGCCUGCUGCAACCCCUACCGGUUGAGGAAGAAUAUCGAGAGCGAGCAGAUGGGAUUGGUCUACCAGCACCACUUUGCGGACGGGGGCAUCGUGUCGAAGACAGACCACAUGAAGAAGCUGGUCUACCGUGUCCACCAGCUGCCUGAGUCCUUGAUUGACCUGGUUACGGACUUCGGCGCUUUAACGGACCGCACCGAAGCGCUCUACAUCGACGCGAUUCUUCGCCGCGAGUUGCCGUUGGUGCUCACCCGCGAGCUGGAAGCCAAAUUGCCAGAUAUGGAGAACGACGCACGACGUGAGACCGCGAUUGGGAAGGUGGUGUUCCGGUACGAGAACUUUUUGACAACUUUUGCGACUUUGCUCCGAAAAUCCCAAGAAUACAUUCGUCAAAUCUCGAACAACGAGCGGUCGGUGGUCAGUCUGCGCGACAUUGCCCGCGCCUCCCGCGUCUUUCGCUGGUUUCUAAGGCACUGCACGAAGCUACAAGAGCAUCCCGCCACUACACCGACGCCAGGAGCAGGAGGCCCGGGGUCUUCAAGCUCCGCAUCAGGCGGGUCAGCUACUUCCGCGGCCGGAAGUGCAAACAACAAUGCCGCGUCCUCCUCAUCAGGCGCAGGAGCCUCGCAACCAGCAAGCGCAGCGGCCACGGCGCAAGCGCAUGAGCCGAGUCUGGUUUUUGGGAUUAGUUCUCCCGCACUGCAGCAGCAGCAGGUGGAGGCCGAGGUGCUGGCGCGACAAGCGGAAGCAGAGAGAGACGUGGAGAUGGGUGGGACCACAGGAGGCAACAAGUCGCCCACAGCGAGCAAUAACAAGAAUCGGCCCGUUAGUGACCCGGAAGACGGACCGAUUUACACUUCACUCACCGGCAGCAAUUCGGCUCUCGCUACCGCAGUUUUGCUCACGCUUGGCUUUUGUUACCAUAGUCGCCUCGCCCGGGAAGACCGCGAGGGGUAUCACCGUCACCUCUGGAACGCCACGAAAGCCGAGGAAAACAGUGCCGCGAAGGAAGGCGAAAUGUUCCCCGACCAAACCCGGCUUCCGCAUCUGGGCAUGACCUGGCUGAAGCUGACGAAGGAAACCACGUUUCUGCAGGUGCUGGAGAAGACGCAAAAGCAGUUUGUGAGCCUGAUGAAGCUCGGCGAGGGGAUCGCUCUGAACGAGGCGCUGCGGGAAAACUUGUUCAUGCUGUUGGUUUCGGUGAUGAACCAAAUUCCCAUUUUCGUGAUUGGCAAGCCGGGGUGCAGCAAGAGUCUGGCGGUAAGCAUUUUGCAGGACAACUUGAAGGGGUCCGUUUCUGACCAGCCGCUGUUCAAGCAGAUGCCGGCCAUCGAGGUCUUGCCGUACCAGUGUUCUCCCCUAUCCACGGCGGACGGAAUCCAGAACGCGUUCGACAACGCACGAAAGUACCAGGGCGGUGGCGAGGGCAAGUUGAAAACCAUUGUGGUGGUGCUGCUCGACGAGGUCGGGCUCGCCGAGGAGUCGCCGCACCUCCCGCUCAAGGUCCUGCACAAGGAGUUGGAGCGGCCGGGCAAGGGCAUCACCUGCAUUGGGAUUAGCAAUUGGUCCCUGGACGCGGCCAAAAUGUCGCGUGCAGUCCACCUCUACCGGUCGCCGCCGACAAUCGAGGACCUCACGUUGACCGCCGAGGGGAUGAUCCAGACCGCGCAGCUCCGGAUGUACCUGAAAUCACUCGCGGAGGCCUUCCACGCCAUCUAUCAGAACCAGCCCAGACAAGAUUUCUGGGGGUUGCGCGAGUUUUACAGCACGGUCCGCGUGGUGAACGGCGAACUGAAGCAGCGCGAGAAGCGUGGCGAGCCGCAGUCGUUGGAUGCGGACUGUCUGAUGAAAACGGUUCUGCGGAACUUUGGCGGGUGCGUGCAACAGGACAUGGAGCGCAACAUCGAAAAUUUCUUUCGGAAGGUCGGCAUGCGCGCGGAGGACGGAAAGCGCUACAGUGUCGUGGAACUCAUCCAGCAAAAUUUGGAGGAAUCGGAUGCGCGGCACUUGAUGCUGCUGACCAAGAACAACAGCGCGCUGCGCUUGCUGUUCGACUCCGGCGUGAUAUCGUACGAGCAGGAGACGGAGAUUCUGUUCGGCAGUAGCUUUCCGGACGACCAGUCUGAUGUGAUGGUCGCGACCAACUUGAAUCGUAUUCGUUCCGUGAUGACCAAGCCGAUCCAACUCGUGCUGAUCCACUGCGACGCCCUGUAUGAGUCCCUGUACGACCUGCUGAACCAGCACUACAUGGAGUUCGGGGGGCAGCGCUACGUCCGCAUCGCCCACGGUUCUUCAAGUAAACAGUGUCCUAUUCACCACCAGUUUCGCGUCAUCGUGAUCGUGGAAAAAGCCGACGCCUGGACGCGGCUGGCUCCACCGCUGCUGAACCGCUUCGAGAAACAAAUCUUCCUGCGCUCGCAGCUGCUUGUCGCGAAAGAGGACCGAGUGCUGCUCGACCGGUUGAACGAGUGGCUCACGCUGUUGGCAAAAGAUGUGCUCACGCAGCAGCAAUCCGGGGUUGCGGAAAAGAACAAGCAGAAGCUGAAACUGGAAAACGAUGAGGAGAAGCUGCGCGCUGUCAAGAAGCGAUGCAUUCCCGGCUUUCACUCCGAUAUCUUACCGUCGCUGGUUGUGUCCCUCCGCCGUUACAACGUGACCGGGCUCGACACCACCGGUCUAUCGCCCACCCCACAGCUGGCGCAAGUGGACCAACAGCUAGACCGGUUGGAUGAUGUUGAGCAAAUCUCGGUAGUGUCGGACAACAAGAAGUUCGACGCCUCCUCGUCCAACUUGACCCUCGCAGAAAAGCUGGGGCGCGCGCUGCACGACCUCACCUGGGUGCUCACACCCGAGGCCGUCACGGCCCACAUGGCGGCCGUCCAGGCCGGCACGUCGGCGUGCUUCUCGAAGUUCAAUCCGAAGACGCACCCGAGCUACCCCAACGUGGGAGAGGAAUACUUUCGCUCGCAGCAGCAUGGGGAUCUGAAGCAGUUUGUGGAAGGCAUAGAGCAGGCGUAUGCGGAUCAUGACGGACGUGGUGCGCAGCCGUUUUUCCGCGCAGGUGGAGGGGGCGACGAGGACACCAACGGCCAGGACGUCGAUAUGGUCAUCAUGGACGAGCAGGGUGAUGCCAUUAUGGAGGAUGUGUCCGUUAAGGCCCAGGACGGCCACGACUCCGCCUCGAGCGCCGCGAGCACGCGAAACUUGACGACUUUGGACGGUGGAUCCGAAAUUGCGGCCGCUCUCGGGGGUGCUGGUGCUUCUUCUAGAGCGGCUGGCGGAUUCAAAAACAACGUUCUCUUCGAGAUGGCGGCGCAGCAGCCACUAGGCACGCAAAUCAUGUGCAUGACCUACACCCCGAUGAUCGGCGGCUCCGUGUUGGCGGACGUGAUUCGGACCGAGGGGCGACCGGUGCACCACUUCUUACUGCACACCCUAUCCAGUGCGUCGGAGCUGGAUCAAAAGGUGAAGGACUUUUACCAGUCCUCGUCCAGUAGUGACAGCGCAGGGCAGCUGCCGCGGGCUGCCGGGGAACUACAGAGCAGUAGCGGUGCCGAGGACCACCAGGAUAACCCGGCUGCAGCAGGCCAGAAAAAGCCCAUGAAACAGGAUUCGGGCGACAGGAAAGUGAAAGAGUUCCUUCUCGGGCAGGAAGAAACAGCAACUGCAAGUGCAACCACGACCACCUCUCAUCGGCAAGAGCACCACUACCUCCUAAUCGAAGCGGACCCGAUCGCAAGUUCCGAUCGCCAGAUUGAACACUGUAGGUGCAUCUGUGAGAAAGCGGAACACUUGUACAGAUUGCGGUGUGCGGAAGAAAGAAAGCAAGCUCUGCUCGCCUCUUCGCAACUCGUUAAUGCGGAAGGGAAUGCUGCAGCUGGUGACAUCAACCAAAGCGGUGGCUCGUUACUACGCUCAGGAGCAGGAGAGCGGCCGCCGAAAAAGCAUAUUCUGUUGGUGAUCCAUCUUUCCAUGGGGCGAUCGUCCGGGCUGGGUAGCAGCAAUUUUCUGCUUGAUUUCGACCGUCGCUGGCGCGCGGUCUUCAUCGACAGCGUGAAUCUUGCGGAGCGGUCCGGACUCCCGGACUUGACGCAGAUGCUGAACCGGAAUCUGCGCGAUGUGUUUCAGCUGGUGGACUUCCAGUACGUGCUGACCAACCAGUGUCUCCGUCCGUCCCUAGCCCGACUGAUCUAUCCCUCCCGGCGUGCGGCCAGCGCACUCACGCAGCAAAUCACCAUGCUGCUCUUCUUGUGCCAGAGUGGCGACUUCGUUUCCUUGGUGAAGAACCUGAUCGACCUGGUGCUGGAGAAGUUUCAAGCGGAAGAGGACAAGGAACACAACAAGAAGGUGCAGGCGGAGCAGCAGCGGAUCCUGAAGCAAACCGGUAACCAAAGUGUGAUGAGUCCCCGCUUGGAAGACAGCAAAUUGGCCGAAGAGAGCUACAGUCUGGCGCUGCAGAACGUGGUCAGGAAGGCUUGGUACGCCGACGACACUAGUGCGACGAGUUCCACCUUCAAGUCGGGCACGUUCUGCGGUUCCCUGCACAACCGGUUGCUCAGGAUCCUGCAGUCGUUGAUCGCAAAGAUGCUGGCGUUUCUGGACCGCAACCACGGACUGUCUCUCUUCAAAAAGUAUCCCUCGGUCAGCCUCGACCUGGCAGAUCACGUGAUGCAGGAUGCAAAUUGCAAACUGACCCUGGAUUUGCUGCGUUCCCUCACCAUCCGUGGCAACAAUGCGAACGAGACAGUGAACAACUUCGAGGAGGUUCUAAACGAUUCGCGAUCGGAGCGGGCACCCUUUUACGCCAUGUUUCCGUUUUCCUAUUUCGUCGUGCAGUCGCUCGAUCAGCGCAGGGUCUUGGUACAGAACCGACUGGAGUCCUCGACCGUUGCCACGGACCCUCGCAAGCUAGCCGAAGCGAUCCAAACCAACUACAGCCUUCCGCUGGAGCCCUUCUUUGCCAAACCCAACUGCCGAAUUAGCAACUUGCGCUACCUUCACGACUUGGUUGCAAUGUCCGUACCGCACACAAACUCACUGUCCCGCUGGAGCCAGACGCUGCUCUUGCUCGCCCUGAUUCGCAAGACUUUUAACGUGCGAAAUGCGGAGCUGGAGGAAGCACAGGAAGCGAUUAUAAAGAACGAGGAGUCUGUCACGCAGGACACCGACCUUCCGAUUCUAUCCUUCCCGGCGUCCCUGUUCGAGGUCCAGGUGGGUUACUGGUUGAACGAGAAGCGCAUGGUUUUUCUGAGUCAAAUUCUGUCCUGCUGCCCGGCGGCGAUCGCGCCCGUAUUGAACUGCAUCCAGCAGGAAGUCGAGUGGGACCAAAGGGAACAGCAAGCCAUGAUUGCCGCCUUCGGGAGCGCGGGGUCCGCCACCGCACAAGCCUCCCUGCCGUACACGCAAAACCAGAAAUUGCUUGGGUUCAACGCCUUGUUGGCUUCCAUAGUAAUCGAUCACCUGGUUGCCGAGUUGCGGCAAAUGGCGGCCUUCCGGGAGGACGAGCAGAGUAGUACCACGGCCACUUUCAAAACUUUCACCGAGUGGACGGAACGUGCGCAAGGGCUGUUGCAGCACAUUCAGGAUUUACUGCAAGAUAGCUACCUCUUUCAGGCGAGCAAGGUCGACGCCUCGAACAGAGUUAGUACGUCCAAUGGCGCGGUCAAUGAAGGGGAGGCGCUGCAACAAGUCUACAUUCUCCUGCAAAACCGCAUCAGUUUCUUCCGGAAUAUCAAGGUGUUGAAGUUGGAUCUGCUGUGCCAGCUGGUGAAAAAGCUCGCGCUCGACUGUCACAUCUCGCACUUGGUCGACUUGUCCCCCGUUUUUGCAUUUACCAAAACACGGGACCCUUUUGAUAAGUCGGAGAACAGUGCCGAGACCCCCGCGGAAGCGAGCAAGCUGCACUUCAAGAACAGCUUCCGGGACAUUCGCACAGUGGAGCAAAUUUUAAUCAACUUUCACGACGUCCUGAAGAAAAACGCCGAGUACGUGUGCACCACGAACUUCUACGCCUUGGAGCGGGGCGGCGGCGGCAUUGACCUGACGACGGCCACAGCGUUUCGGAAGCAGGGGUCAAAAACGCUGUUCGACCCCCCAAACCGGGGCGGGGGCCCGGGGGGGCGCGGUAACAGCGCUCACGUGACUUUGUCGAUGCAGAUGCGGAAGAAGCUGGGUGAAGUGCUAGAGUGGUUGUACCUAGACGGUUGGCUUCUGUCUGAGCAGGAGAAUGACUACCUGCUGUCGCAUCUCCCAACCGAUUUGCUGAAGCACUUGUGCUGCCACGCUUCCGGUCGCCCGUGCUGCAUCCGACACAACACGCUGGUCGCACACGAGACACACGACGCUGACUCCAUCGCGUUGCUGCCUGGCGUAGUUGCUUCUGCCGGUUCAUCUUCGGGCAGCGGCGCGGGAGCGUCGUCUUCGUCCUCGAGUCACCAGCCCCAAGGUAUUCUUGGCAUGGAUGCCGUGCCGUGCAGCACCACCUUCACGUUGGCACUCCUCCGCAAACUACGCAGAUUGGGGUCGCCAAUCAUUGAGCAAGAGAUUCGCAACAUGCUUCAGCGCGCCCAGGAGAAGAACAAGGAACAGUGCCGCGACACCCAAUUCGCGUGGUCUGUCGCCAUUGUGGAAGAGGAAAUGGCGCGGGACCGGCUAGCUGCCUUGCUGGAGAAGCACGAAGGAAGUGGUAGCUCUUCCACCAACAGUCACCGAGCUUCGUCGGUUAAGUCGAACAGCAGCCCGCCCUCGGGGGCGGUUGACGGGGGAAACAGUGCUUCGCCGCCGGUGAUUCAGAUCGAGCGGCCGCUGAAAAGGCUCAAACUCGCAGUGCCAGACGAGGAAGAGCUGGACCUAAAUAUUCACAAGGAAAAGGCGACCGCACCACAUUUGCAUAGAUACUUCUACUGCGCAACUACAAGAAAAGCCCCAUGUCCAUACUCAUAUUUAGCUCCGUCCUAAAAAGGACUAACCUGCUAAAAAAAAGGCUCAUUCACCCUGCCGCCAUUUUUCACGUGAACAGAUUUUAGGUUUUACCUAUGCGAUGGGGUGCUAGUGGUCAUUUUCUUUGUGAUACUGAUGACCGCGUACAUAGAGCUGGGCCGUUUGUACAAAGAAGCCGAAGAAAACCCAAAGAAGCUGCUGGAAAAGCUGCGGGGCGUGGCAAAGUUCCGUGCCUACCUCUUCCACUACAUGGCCAACACGCGCGCCAUAUCCUUUGCAAACUUUGUGUCGUACUAGUAGAAAUCGCAUGGGAAAUUAUUUCCCCAGCAUGAGAAAUGAGAUUCAAAAUCAAAUUUGUAUAUGCGGACUUAAGCUUGUGAUUAUAAAGAUGAAAGAAAAUUUAGCUUUAGGCUCCGAGUCGUGCGAUACUAGUAUUGCAAUGCAUACGCCGAGUACCUUCGCUUGGAGCAGUUUGGUCCGGGACCCGAGGCCGCAAUGCAGCAGCGGACCAUUUCCGGGUUGUCGGUGCAAUCGUUUUCUGGAGGUAUCUCAAUCUCUAACUUUCCGGCACAGGUUUUGAUGGAGACUUUCCAGAAAUUAGCUAUAAUAAAAGCUGCACAUCGAGUUCGUUUCAGUAGCUGCGCAUUCGGUUUGGCUUAGGUCGAAGUACAUGCGCAGCAAGCGUAUGCAUGUUGUCACACCAGUAAUUGAUAAAAGUAAAACUGAAUCAGAUUCAGCCAGCCCGGUGAAUGUGAACGGCGGCGUGGUGGGCACCCGCAUUGCGAAGGUCUGCGAAAACGAACUGCUGGACCAGGACGAGAAGUCGAUUCUUCCAAGCAGCAAGACGCGGGAGCCAACUUUUUUCAUUCGCUCAGCCCGGAUGCUGGCGCUGAAGCAGUGGGAACGCGUGGGCGGAAGCUCCGAAUUGCAACGGGCAAUGGCGGAGGCGCCGCUGUUGAACGUGCCUUGGUUUGACAAGUGGCGCAACGACGGGCAGGCCCAGGACCUAACUGGGUACAUGGGCGGGUCUAAACUCCCGAAAUGGUUGCCGUACCAGGACUUCAACCGGGAACAGGAGUACCAAAACGCUGAGACCGUCAUUAGCGGGUUUGCAGUGCAUCUGGAUCAGUCUACGCUCGAAGAGCACCUACGAAACGUCACGCGGUUUCCUCAGGACACACAGCGCCGCCUGGUCGGUGCCUUGGCGCUUCGUCUGAGUCGCUGCGGGCAGGAACGCGCGGUACUAGUUUUAGACGAAGCGGUUACAGUUUGUUGUUAGUAUCAAUAUGACGACCUUUAUUCACGUUCGAAACUUCAUCUUUUUACCUGCUUAGGGCAGUUUGCAAUUUGAAAGAUACUUGUGUUGCAGUCAAGACCAAAUGAUGUUGAAUGUAGAGGAUCUUCUUCAUAAUCAUAGCGAUAACGAUAUUCAGUACUCUGCUGCUGCUGGCAUAUUUAAAUCUUGACUUUUAUUUCUGAUCCACAUAACACGCAGGUUACAAAGCCGACAAACUACGAAGAGAAAUUGGCACAGUGGGCGCGGAUGAGUCAGUCCUUCAACACGAAUUCACCGCUUUCAGCAGCAUUUCCUCCGGGAUACCUGAAUAUUCUGCUCUACUUCCUCGGGGAUGAAACGCUGCGCAACCUGUACCAACAGAAGCAGCUGGCAAACGAGCAGAUAAUAUCCCAGUGGGAUUAUUUUUACCUGUCAACAAGCUCUACGACGGAGCAAAUCGCUCAGUUCCGCUUCCUGCCGCACUUUUUGUCGGUCGUGUGGAGUGCACCCAAAAACUCAGUCCUGUACUUCUUUCGAGAGCUCAUGGAAAAUCCCAAGCCGUACGCUGAAAAGGACGAGGAAUGCUGGCUUCCGGGAAUGGAGAUCGACAUUCGCGAGGUAAGCUCUAGGGACCGAAUGACUACGACGACAAGUAGUUGUGCCUUAGUACAAAUUGAUGUGUGAUGUUGUGUCCUGUGUAUCAUUCGACUGGUGACGAGGACGGUAUGAAAAUGAAUCUGUGACAGCGCUGCUGUCUUCAUUUUUGUGAACCCGGCGCGCGAUCUGUUCUUUUUCUUGCAUGGUAUGAAAAGUAUAGGAUCUUAGGACGAAAAAUAAAGGGCUCCUUGUCCAUACAGAGUCUUCAGCCGCCUAGAAACAACUAAACGAACUUCUCAGGUUUGCACGAGCGCAAUGAAGGACCACAAGCUAAGUAACAUGUCGCGGUUUUGCCUCUGCCCGAACGGACAUCCGUAUUACAUUGGGGAUUGUGGGCAGGCUUACACCCAGGCGAAAUGCCCGGAGUGUGGCGAGGACGUCGGUGGAUCGGCGCACAACCUGCUCGCUACCAAUAAACGCAUGUCGAACGACGACGAAUCCGCUCCGGGUUACACGCACAACGUCAGUUUCGAUGCUUAUGAAGAACAAAAUUCGCGGAAGCCGAAGGGGAGCAACAAAGAUUACUACUCCGCGCGACGGUCUCUGACAACCCCGAGUUACGUGUGCGUGACCAGGUUGCUGACCCACGCGGCGAUGUGGUGUGGGCUGGUGAUGCGAAGCAACCAGGUGCUCGAGGGCGUCAUGCAGACGGGAGGCGCCGCCCAGCAGAGUACCGCGGCGUCCUCCUCAUCCUCCGGGCAGCAGACCGGCACCUUCUACGCAAAAAUUGUGAAUAAUGAGUACGUGCGUCCCGAACUGGUGAGAAACGAGAUGAAAUGGGUCCGCCACCAGUUGGUCCUCGACUGGAGGCUCUUGUGCGAGUUUCUUUCCAGCAACGGAGAGGAGGUGGCGAAGUUUUUGCACAUCCUCAUCGAUCGAAUGUACCGCCAACCCGAGCGAGCCAACAUGGGUAGUGCGAACCAUGCGAAUUCCGAGGUGGAGACACAGGAGUGGCGCAUCGGCAUUGAAGAAGCGAGGCGCAACGAGCUGUCGGAAGUUUGGCAGCUCCCGUACUCUCGAGACAAACGCAAGCAGUGGGAGACCUGCUUCGUCGGGGCCUACUUGGAGGAGCUGGUUCCCACGUCCGGUUUACGAAAAGUCGAACUGACGCAAGCAGACCAACGCUGGCAGAACGUGGACGGGCCAUUUCUGGUUGAACUCAGGGAAAAUUACGAUAUCAGGUAUACCGACUUCUUAGGCUUGUUGAGUAAGGGAAAUAAAGGGAUUUAGCAUGAAGAGAUUGAUUAUAACUUUAAUUCUCUCUGCCGAGCGCGGGCUUCCUUUGUUACAUUUGAAAUGUGGUGACAUCACAGAAAGAGAAACGAGAAUGACAAUGAGGCUCAAUGUGGUCCUCGGAAAUUUCUUUGAUGUACAUGUAUGUCUAUGUGUGAUUUUGCGACGUACAAAGGGGAAUCGGUGAAAAAAUGUGAAGACCACGUACGAGUAAAAAAAAAUGUAAAAAAAAAUCAAAAUCUUCAUGCUGAUCGAAAACGAAAACAGCUCUUAUCCACUCAAGAAGCGGCACCAGGAGGAAACGCUGCUCUGGUCCUAUCGAUCCGACCCGACGCUGGAAGUGCUGCAACAGCGCACCACGGAAGCCCGGAACCCGAUUCUGUCACACCUGUUCAAGAUUUACACCCAGUUCGCCUGCCUGGAACACCUGUCGGACGUGCUGAAUUUUCAGCGGUACGUGACCUCGUUUUAUUCGCACCGGAAAACGAAACAAGAAGCGCAAAAAAUGACGGUUGCCGACAUGUUCGAAGAGGUGAGGAGGGGGCAUUUUGCGAACAACAACGCGGUGAAUCACGUGAUAAACCGCACCGACAGCAGUUCGUCCUCCUCGAGUAGCAGUGCUGGUGCAGGUGCAGUGCCUGGAGCUGGCCAACAUCUGCACCAGGCAGCCGGAGCAGGGACGACGGUCACGAGCAGCGCAGCAGCGGGAGCAACGUCCUCUGGUUCACCUGCCACUUCUUCGUCGGCGUUGUUGCUGGAGAACUUGGAGAGGGCCUUCCAGGGCUUCGCAAGCGCUUGGAAUGCUGGAUUCGGGUCGUGGAUCAAGCGUUGGGAGUGUUUGGACGUGCCGGAAGUGUAUUUGAACACGAAGAUGUCGCUCGACACGAAGCUCAUCUUCUGCCUCGCCUCCGAAACCGACGAGGGAAUCUGCUCUCUGGCCCUCGUCCAGAGCAUGUGUGAGGCGCACAACGCGUUUUUGGAUCGCAUCCGCGAACAGGAGAAGGACCUGGUGCGGCAAAACUACAAGAUCAACCGACGGAAGGAGCAACAAAUGAACGGGCGCAACAGCGCCGGAACAAAUAAGCCAUCCUACGUGGAUGAGGAGGACGCGCUGGACGAGGAGGAGAACAUUAAUUCGCUGUUGCAGGAAAUCGACGCGAAAGAGAUCAGUACCCGGGACGUGGUGCAGCGCAGCGACUGCCUCUCCUUCCACCUGGAGGAACUGCUCGCUUGGGUCAAGGACCGCGCCUGCAAAUUCGUCGAGGGCGGCAGCAUCGACUUCGACAUGGACAAGAUCGAGCAGUUUCUGGUGGAAACAUUCCAGUCCAAGCGGAAGGUGAAUCUGGAGCUGAAACUGGUGCGGUUUACCUUCCAGGACGCCAAUAAGUUCCGGAGCAACCUGACGGCUUUAAAGGCGCGCGUUGCCUCCCUCAAGUCGGUCAGCAGUCUGAAGCCGUUAUCCCCGGAGGACACAACGCUGCUGCGUGACCACUUCGGCAACAACCCGCAGUUUGCCGAGGCCUUCCAACGAAAUCUAGACCUCGUGGCAAAUCUGUUGCUAAAAACGUUGGACGUGUCCUCGUCUUCGUCAGGGGCGGGCGGCAACAAUAAACCAGGAACACCAAGGACGGCGCAGCAAGAGGAGAAGCCGCAGGCCUCCAUCAACUCCCAGCUGUAUUUGGAGUACUGCCAGACGGUGCUCAUGUUGGACGAGAGCCAAAUUCAGGAAGCGUGCGGGCUGGCAGCCAUGCCGGUUGUCAGGAGAUUGAAGGUGCUUCAAAUUGUGGACGUACUCGAAAUUUUGGAAAAUCUCGCGUCAGAUUUGUUUGACAAGGUGCCCAUUCAAUUCAAAACACCGCUUCCGGAGGAGCUCAAGGCGGUGCUGGAUGAAAUGAAGGUAGAUGUUGACAUUUUUGAUAAAAAUGAUGGUGUUAGUUUUUUGCAUCAGAAUCAAAAUCACGAAGAAAAACAAAUUGGAGUGUCUCGUUUAGAUUAGUAUGUGUGCUAGCACUGCUACACUUACCGCUAGAAGUUGCAGACAAAGCGGAACAAGCAUGCGUCCUUUAUUCUUCAUGGUGGUUGCAAUGGCAUCGAAAUCAAUUCAAUCACUUUUUACAGCCGAAUGUUGACGUGCCGGUCUUGUUGAACGCCUUGAAGACGUACAUUGUGGAGAAGAUGCAGUUUGAGACUAAGGCGGGCAACGACCUGAAGACCUACUUAAUGUACGUCGAACUCGGGAAUGAGGAGGACGAAACUCUCGAAGAUAAGCCCUGGUUUGACAUGUAUUUUCCGGCAUCCCUUGAGCACAGGCACGUUGUUGCGAUUCACAACUACCUCGACGACGAGAUAGACAAAGUAGCUGGGGAAGACGACAGGGACGACGAGGACGAUGCUGAUGUGUUAGUACCAUCAAAGAAGAGCGGUGAAGGCGCUUCCAAAAUUGGUGAGGAUGUCGAGAUGGGCGGGGUGACGCCAAACGCGCAACCAAAAACGGGCGGGAAAGAAACGCUGCUUCCUCCUGCGUGAAUGAAAGACGUUUUCACGAGCUUCACCUACUUGUAGCUUUUGUCCAUCGUAGUUCCAGCAUUUUUGAGAUAAUCCUCCUCCUCAUCCUCUGUAAAAGAAAAUCUGGUCGUAGCCAAAGAAUUCUAAAGUCAGACGAGACAGUGGAUGUUGUUGAGCUUUGUUUUAUAUCGAGCCAAGAAGUCAACUUGUCAGAAACAGGUCCUACUAGUUUCCACGGCUCUACUACCCACGGAUUUUUUCAGCGUCUCGCAGGAGCGACAGUAGCCUUUUCUUGAAAUAGCGCUACGCAAGAGGUGAGUCAUCGCGUUUCCACCUUUUCGCAUGAACACAAAGAAACAAGUCAACUUGCGUUUUUGGGGUCGUCUCUAUUCUCAUUCUGCAUUUUUCAUUAACGAAAAAUGAAAGAAAAUCUUGAAAGGCAUCUGCAGAGGCGCGGCUGCGCACGCAUUUUUCAUUUUUUGUGCCAUUUCGAAUGCAGUCGCGGUUGUCCUCUGACAAGGAUGUUGCGAAUUAAUGAACAGAAAAUUUUUCCAAAGACUUUUUCAAUGGUUAAGAUUAGUCACGUGCUUGUGGUUCCUUCGUUGAUUUGUUUUUGUUGACAGAUGAUCGGUAGAACAAUGACGAAUUUAUUUCGUCCUCGUAAGCAUUUUUGAAAUUUUUACAUAGAUUUGUUUCUAUCCGGGCCAUCAUGUUGCUAUGUGUGCCAUACAUGAUGCUGAUGCCGGUCUUCAUGUACCCACGACUGUCUGUGUGGCUAGGCUAUUUCUGGGUGUUUUGAAUUUGAUGUAGACCCACUCGUAUAGUUUUUUCUAUGUAUGAGCAUGUCCGCUCUGGUUAGGUGUCGCGAAGCACAAUGAAUUAUCAGCUUUACGAGCGCGAAUGUCGUCCUCGCUCCAAGAACCCGCAAACUAGCCAGCAAUAUCAGCAAUCUAUAGCUAGACUGAGAGUUCUUAACAGUGUUGAGAGAGGAGGAGUAAGAGGAGGUUGCAAACGGUUUUUGG
Molecule: messenger RNA, 25585 nt
Organism: Amoebophrya sp. A120
Lineage: Eukaryota; Dinophyceae; Syndiniales; Amoebophryaceae
Source: the annotation of a GenBank genome assembly